AUGGGGACGGCUGAAUCGCAACCUUUCGGCUUUUAUACGACCAUGACGAACGGGAUUCGUCCGUCCUCUUCUGGUCACAUCGAAGCGAAUGCAAAGUCAGAAGUGUCGUUUCCUCGUUCUCCAGGAUCCGGUAGAGGCAGGGAAAACUGGAAGGUUCGUCACCGCCCGUUCGGCUGGGCUGCCGUGUGUCCAAUUUUGCAGUCGCCCGUUGCUUCACAAAUGCCGCAGCUGAAAGUCAACCGAGAAGAACAGGACCAGCGAAAGACGAUACCGGCAGUUGAGGUGAAGCGGAUGAUGCUCAGGCAAGUGGUGAAAGCCAGUCAACUGGCAGCUCGGUCAGCUGGAAGACUC
This is a messenger RNA of Protopolystoma xenopodis, 351 nucleotides long. Lineage: Eukaryota; Metazoa; Platyhelminthes; Monogenea; Polystomatidea; Polystomatidae. The record is from the annotation of a GenBank genome assembly.